Molecule: messenger RNA, 1698 nt
Organism: Lodderomyces elongisporus
Lineage: Eukaryota; Fungi; Ascomycota; Pichiomycetes; Serinales; Debaryomycetaceae
Product: MFS transporter
Exons: 1
Coding region: 1-1698 (565 amino acids)
Biological process (GO): xenobiotic detoxification by transmembrane export across the plasma membrane
Cellular component (GO): plasma membrane
Molecular function (GO): fluconazole transmembrane transporter activity
Source: RefSeq, a predicted model, not a curated record
AUGAGACAAUUUCUUAUAGACUCACUCUGCGGUCAAGUUCUUCAUCGUGUAUCUGGUGGUCGCUGGUUUCGCCACAGAGAUGAAUUCCCAGACUACGUUGUACCCGAAAAAUACCUCCAAUUUACUGAAAAACAAGAUUCUCAAGAGGAAAUCGCAAAUGCAGCAGUACAUGAAUUGCCAGCUACAGACGACACCUCCAACUUCGACAAAGAUGAUGCUUCUGCUGACACUGUGGCAAACUCAAAUCUGAGCAAGUCAGAAUACAUUAUAGUAACCUGGGACGGCGACAAUGACCCUGAAAAUCCUUACAAUUGGCCAUUAUACCUCAAGUGUAUCAUGGCUUUCCAAAUUGCAUUCCUCACAGUCUCCGUCUAUAUGGGCUCGGCAAUCUACACACCAGGCAUUGUUGAUAUCAUGGAAAAGUUCCAUAUAAGUCAGACUAUUGCCACAUUGCCAUUGACUAUGUUUGUUAUUGGCUACGGUAUUGGUCCCAUCUUCUUUAGCCCUCUCUCAGAACACACUCGAGUAGGAAGAACUCCAUUGUACUUGAUCACAUUAUUCAUUUUCUGCAUGAUGCAGAUCCCAACUGCAUUAUCCACAAGCAUUGCCGGAAUGACGGUCUUGCGUCUUAUUGCUGGGUUCUUUGCAAGUCCUGCAUUAGCCACCGGCGGUGCGUCUUAUGGUGACUUUAUCACACUCCCCUACUUUGUAUGUGGCUUGGCUACAUGGUCCUUAGGUGCAGUGUGUGGGCCAGCAAUUGGUCCAUUGAUUGGUUCAGUCUUGGUUGUUCGUGGUGGCCAUAAUGGGUAUGAGAGUUGGAGAUGGACUUUUUGGUUUAUGGCAUUGAUCUCGUCGUGUUUCUUGAUCUUUGGCUGGACAUUGCCUGAAACGUAUACUCCAUACUUGUUGAGAAAGAAAGCUGAGAGAUUGAGAAAAUUGACGGGAAACAACAGAAUCAGAUCAGAGGCAGAGCUAGGUGCUGGAGAGUUUUCGUCUGCUCGUGCUGUUGUACAAAAGUUGUUAUGGAGACCAAUUGAAAUCACAUUGAAAGAGCCAGUGGUGUUGUUGAUUGACAUAUACAUUGCAUUGGUCUACAGUAUCAUCUACUUGUUCUUUGAGAGUAUCCCCAUUGUAUUUCAAGAAACCAAGCAUUUCCCAUUGAUCUUGAUGGGUGUUUCUUACACCUCCAUUGUCAUUGGUAUAAUCUUGGCAGGUGCAGUCUACAUCCCGUACGUGUACCAAAUCUUUACAAAGAAACUUAUCCUGGGCACCAUGGUAUCCCCCGAAGUGUUCUUACCAGCUUCCAUAGUUGGUGCAGCUCUCAUGCCUACAGGUUUAUUUAUCUUUGGAUGGACCGCGUCUCCGGAUCUUCAUUGGUUCCCACCUUUGAUUGGAAUUGCCCUCUUUGCCGCUGGUGCAUUUAUAAUCUUCCAAACCUUGUUCAAUUACAUGGCCUCGAGUUUCAAAGUAGAGUACUUGGCCUCAGUGUUUUCAUCUAAUGCAUUCUUUAGAAGCAUUAGUGCAGGUUGUUUCCCCUUAUUUGGAAGGGCCUUGUUUGAUAAUUUAGGCUCUGAAAAAUUUCCUGUUGGAUGGGGUUCAAGUUUAUUAGCAUUCAUUUGUCUUUUAAUGAUUGCAAUCCCCGUGUUUUUCUACUUGAACGGUCCAAAGCUAAGAGCAAGAUCCGUGUACGCCUAUUGA